Molecule: messenger RNA, 3216 nt
Organism: Fukomys damarensis (Damara mole-rat)
Lineage: Eukaryota; Metazoa; Chordata; Mammalia; Rodentia; Bathyergidae
Gene: Ttc7b
Product: tetratricopeptide repeat domain 7B
Exons: 20
Coding region: 1-2457 (818 amino acids)
Biological process (GO): phosphatidylinositol phosphate biosynthetic process; protein localization to plasma membrane
Cellular component (GO): plasma membrane
Molecular function (GO): protein binding
Source: RefSeq, a predicted model, not a curated record
AUGGCAGAACUUCUCCUGGGGGAGUCGAAGUUGGAGCAGUACCUGAAGGAGCACCCCCUGAGGCAGGGUGCCAGUCCCCGAGGCCCAAGACCCCAGCUGACCGAGGUCCGCAAGCAUCUGACUGCUGCCUUGGACCGAGGGAACCUCAAGUCAGAAUUCCUACAAGAAUCCAAUCUGAUCAUGGCCAAGUUGAAUUACGUGGAAGGAGAUUAUAAAGAAGCUCUGAACAUUUAUGCCCGGGUGGGCCUCGAUGACCUGCCCCUGAUGGCCAUCUCUCCGUACAGGUUGCGCAUGAUUGCGGAAGCCUAUGCUACCAAAGGACUUUGUUUAGAAAAGCUGCCUAUUUCGUCUUCUACCAGUAAUCUUCAUGUGGACCGGGAACAGGAUGUCAUCACCUGUUAUGAGAAAGCAGGGGACAUCGCACUCUUGUACCUCCAAGAGAUAGAAAGGGUAAUCCUUACUAAUAUUCAAAACAGAAGCCCUAAGCCUGGCCCUGCUCCCCACGAUCAAGAACUAGGUUUUUUCCUAGAAACAGGACUUCAGAGAGCCCAUGUCCUCUAUUUCAAAAAUGGGAACUUGACAAGAGGAGUUGGAAGAUUCAGAGAGAUUCUCAGAGCAGUGGAAACAAGAACAACACAAAACUUGCGAAUGACAAUCGCCAGGCAGUUGGCAGAGAUCUUGUUGCGGGGAAUGUGUGAGCAGAGCUACUGGAACCCCCUGGAGGAUCCUCCAUGCCAGUCCCCUCUGGAUGAUCCUCUCCGGAAAGGAGCAAACACCAAAACCUACACCCUCACUCGCAGAGCCCGUGUCUACUCAGGAGAGAACAUUUUUUGCCCUCAAGAAAAUACUGAAGAGGCCCUGUUGUUACUGCUGAUUAGUGAAUCAAUGGCCAACCGGGACGCUGUGCUGAGCAGGAUACCUGAGCACAAAACUGACCGCCUCAUCAGUCUGCAGAGUGCGUCUGUGGUCUACGAUUUGCUGACCAUUGCUCUUGGAAGGAGAGGCCAGUAUGAGAUGCUGUCGGAGUGCUUAGAAAGAGCCAUGAAGUUCGCCUUUGAGGAGUUCCACCUGUGGUACCAGUUCGCUCUCUCGCUGAUGGCUGCUGGAAAAUCUGCUCGAGCCGUGAAGGUGCUGAAAGAGUGCAUCCGCCUCAAGCCUGACGACGCCACCAUCCCGCUCCUCGCUGCCAAGCUGUGCAUGGGCUCCCUGCACUGGUUGGAAGAGGCUGAGAAGUUUGCCAAAACUGUUGUUGAUGUGGGAGAAAAAACAUCAGAGUUCAAGGCCAAAGGCUACUUAGCUCUCGGGCUCACAUACAGUCUGCAGGCCACUGACGCUUCUUUGCGAGGGAUGCAGGAAGUCCUGCAGAGGAAGGCUCUUCUUGCAUUUCAGAGGGCCCACAGCCUGUCACCUACAGAUCACCAAGCAGCUUUCUACCUGGCUCUGCAGUUUGCAAUCUCCAGACAGAUACCAGAGGCCCUAGGCUAUGUCCGCCAAGCUCUUCAGCUUCAAGGUGACGAUGCCCAUUCCCUGCACCUCCUUGCCCUCUUACUGUCUGCACAAAAGCACUACCACGACGCUCUCAACAUCAUUGAUAUGGCCCUGAGCGAAUAUCCAGAAAACUUUAUACUACUAUUUUCCAAAGUGAAGUUGGAGUCACUGUGCCGGGGCCCAGACGAGGCACUGCUCACCUGUAAGCACAUGUUACAAAUAUGGAAAUCCUGCUACAACCUAACCAAUCCCAGUGACUCUGGACGGGGGAGCAGCCUCUUAGAUAGAACCAUCGCUGACAGACGCCAGCUUAACACAAUCACUUUGCCGGACUUCAGUGAUCCUGAGACAGGCAACUCUCCAGAAGCAUACUUUCAUGGUUUUCCUUCCCUUUUUUCAGUUAGCUCUGUCCAUGCCACAUCAGUGGCAGCCUCAAGAGUGGAGCAAGCACUGUCAGAAGUGGCCUCAUCUCUGCAGAGCAGUGCCCCCAAGCAGGGCCCACUACACCCCUGGAUGACGCUGGCACAGAUCUGGCUACAUGCAGCUGAGGUCUACAUUGGCAUUGGGAAGCCUGCUGAAGCCACAGCCUGCACUCAAGAAGCUGCCAACCUCUUCCCAAUGUCCCACAAUGUCCUGUACAUGCGGGGCCAGGUGGCUGAGCUCCGAGGAAACAUGGACGAAGCCCGGCGGUGGUAUGAGGAGGCCCUGUCCAUCAGCCCCACCCAUGUGAAGAGCAUGCAGCGCCUGGCCCUGAUCCUUCACCAGCUGGGCCGCUACAGCCUGGCAGAGAAGAUCCUCCGGGACGCCGUGCAGGUGAACUCCACAGCUCACGAGGUGUGGAACGGGCUGGGCGAGGUCCUCCAAGCCCAGGGCAACGACGCGGCAGCCACCGAGUGCUUCCUGACAGCCUUGGAGCUGGAGGCCAGUAGCCCUGCCGUGCCCUUCACCAUCAUCCCCCGCGUGCUCUGAGCAAGCACCUGCCCCCCUCACCACGCAGGCCAAGGACGCCUGGCCUGGGUCACUAGGGAUCGCCCUGCGGCCCCAGGGGGCCAUUCUCCCACCCCGGGGCCCUGGAUGAAUGCUACCUGACCACAGUGAAGAGCCCAGCCGACCCAAAAUCACCACUGUCCCUCGUACAUCUCCCUUUCUUUUGCCAGCCCAGUGAUAGUUUCUGAAUCUACCGGCCUCAUUCCAAAUGGAUUAUGUGCCAUACUUGGUCAGUUGGCAUCCAAGUUUGAAGUAAAAUGAUUAUGGAAUUAUUCAGUCAAUGUAGAAGCAUAUAUUCAAAGUUAAAAUUCAGAGGCAGAACAGAUUAUUUUUAUCAGAGCUGUAAAGAAAGCAACUGUCCUGUCCUGCGUCCCCACCACCACUCCUACCCCACCGUGGCCUGGAAACCAAAUGUGAAUCUUCUGUUUCCCACCUCAGUACUGGUCCACACCAGGACACCAGCUGACAAUUUCUUGGUUUUACUGUCCAUAAUUGUACCAUGUGAUGAAUUACUCUUCUCCUCACUUAGAACAAAGCCGAAGUCCAAGAAUAUUUAUAUUUUACCAAUAUAUGCCUGUUACCAGAGAAGGAAAUAUGAGUUAUUUAAGUUUAACUUUUUUAUGUGAAUUCAGAGUUUAUUUAUCGAUGGAAAUAUGUACAAAGAAGCUUCAAAUGGAAUAUUUACCGACAUUCCUUAUACAUUGCAGACACUUGGCUAUAAAUGGGAAGAUGAUAUUAAUU